This is a messenger RNA of Danio rerio (zebrafish), 1527 nucleotides long. The record is from RefSeq and is a predicted model, not a curated record. Lineage: Eukaryota; Metazoa; Chordata; Actinopteri; Cypriniformes; Danionidae.
UUUCAUUUAGAUUUCUGAUCUUAUGCUGUGCAGUGUGCUUCCGCUGUGUGGAUUGCUCAGAAGAACGUGAUGGAUAUAUUAGAAGACUACGACAUAAUAACUCAGAAUGACUUGGAGGAAAUUAAGGAAUCCAUAUCUACUGAGGAUCUCCCAACCGCAGUUAGCAGGAUCAGAGAAUAUCUCAGAAAACAAGAUCUUGUGGAGCUAAAUGUUGGUGUGACGGGAGAGUCUGGUUCUGGAAAGUCCACGUUUGUUAAUGCAUUCAGGGGUUUAGGAGAUGAAGACGAGGGCUCUGCUGAAACUGGGGUUGUAGAAACCACCAUGGAGCCUAAAGCUUAUAAUCACCCAAAAUACAACAAUGUGAAAGUGUGGGAUCUUCCUGGCAUUGGAACACCAAACUUCAAAGCCGAUGAGUACCUUCAGCAGGUUGAGUUUGAACGCUAUGAUUUUUUCAUCAUCAUUGCUUCAGAUCGGUUCAAGGAAUGCCACACUCAUCUGGCCAAAGAGAUCAUGAGGAUGGGGAAGAAGUUUUACUUUGUUCGUUCCAAGAUUGACGCAAGCAUUACUGCUGAGAAGAGGAAGAAGAACUUUGACCUAAAAAAGACACUUGAUGUCAUUCGAGAGGACUGUGUAAAUGGUCUGAGAAAGAUUGGGAUUGAAGAUCCUGUUGUGUUUUUAAUCUCUAAUUUUGAGCUCGGCAAGUAUGAUUUAAAUCUGCUUGAGGAGAAGAUGGAGGAAGAGCUUCCACAGCAUAAGAGACGUGUGCUGUUAUUGGCUUUGCCAAAUAUCACACAAGAGAUUAAUGAGAAGAAGAAGGAAGCUCUAGGGCAAAAUAUUGGAAAAGUAGCCAUACUGUCUGCUUGUGUGGCUGCUGUUCCCAUUCCUGGUCUUUCAGUUGCUGUAGAUUUAGUAAUUGUUAAAAGGGAGAUAGAAAUUUACUACAGUACCUUUGGUCUAGAUGAUCCAUCCCUGCAGAUGCUGUGUGAAAGAUCUGGGAAAACCAUUGAGGAAUUCAAAAGUCUUAUGAAGUCGCCGCUGAGAGGUGGGAUAAACCCAGCUUCAUUGUUAUCCUUGGUCGGUGCGGUAUCUGUAGUUGGAGCUGAAAGUACAGUUGAGUAUAUUUUGAGCCUCGUACCCAUUCUUGGCACUGUGGUGGCAGGAGGAUUGUCUUAUCUGACUGUCUCAACAAUGCUUAGAAGAGCUCUGAAUGAUAUAGCAGAAGAUGCCAGAAAUGUGCUAAAUGCUUCACUGGAGACUGAAGUCUAGACACAAUGUUUAAUUUUCAUCAAAGUUGCUAUAUGUACAGUUAAAACAUCAUGCAUCAAAAUUAAUUUAUGCUUAACAGCAGAAAAAUGAGAGAUAUUUUUUGAGAAAUUGUUAUAACCUUUCUUGAAAGACAAGUUUAGAUACAAUAAGAUUACUAUGCCUCUGAAAAAGCUAAGAUGAUGGUGUCAAGGUUUUGGAAGUUUCUUAUUAGCUAAUUGACAACAUUUGAGUUAUUUGGAGGCACAACUGUAGAAUAGUAUU